CUUUCGUGGGCUAAAGACGUGCACGCAGACACAACCCUACACAUCUCUCCCUCUCUCACCAACUCUUUCUCUUUACCCACUGCACCUACCCCCAAACAAUCCCUUUUAACAUCUCUCAUUCCUCUGCUCAUGAUUCUUUGUCUCUUCCUCUGAUUUCUCAAUCCUCUGUUUUCUCCGUCUCCUCUGUUUUUUUCACAUCAAUGGAAGCGUCAUUGUUGAUGAGAUCGUCUUGUUGCUCCUCUGCGAUUGGUGGGUUCUUCGACCAUCGACGUGAAUUAUCAACCUCAACACCCAUUUCCACUCUUCUUCCUCUUCCAUCAACCAAAUCUUCUUUCUCUGUUCGUUGUUCUCUUCCUCAGCCAUCAAAGCCACGCUCUGGAACCAGCUCUGUUCACGCCGUUAUGACACUCGCUGGAUCGUUGACAGGGAAGAAACGAGUGGAUGAGAGUGAGAGUUUGACUCUUGAAGGUAUUAGAAACUCUUUGAUCCGUCAAGAGGACAGCAUUAUAUUUGGGCUAUUGGAGAGAGCCAAGUACUGUUACAAUGCUGAUACUUAUGAUCCUACUGCUUUUGACAUGGAUGGUUUCAAUGGUUCUUUGGUUGAGUACAUGGUUAAAGGCACUGAGAAGCUUCACGCUAAGGUUGGUAGGUUUAAGAGUCCUGAUGAACAUCCUUUCUUCCCUGAUGAUCUACCAGAGCCUAUGUUGCCUCCUCUUCAGUACCCAAAGGUGUUGCAUUUUGCUGCUGAUUCGAUAAACAUAAACAAGAAGAUAUGGAACAUGUACUUCAGAGACCUUGUUCCAAGACUUGUGAAGAAAGGCGAUGAUGGUAACUACGGCUCAACAGCUGUCUGUGACGCUAUCUGCCUUCAGUGUCUCUCAAAGAGAAUCCAUUACGGUAAAUUUGUUGCAGAAGCUAAAUUUCAAGCCUCACCCGAAGCAUACGAGUCCGCCAUCAAAGCACAAGAUAAGGAUGCACUGAUGGAUAUGCUGACAUUCCCGACUGUGGAAGAUGCGAUAAAGAAGAGAGUUGAGAUGAAAACCCGAACAUACGGGCAAGAAGUGAAAGUUGGGAUGGAGGAGAAAGAAGAAGAAGAAGAAGAAGGGAAUGAAUCUCAUGUUUACAAAAUCAGUCCGAUCUUAGUUGGUGACUUAUAUGGAGAUUGGAUCAUGCCUUUAACAAAAGAGGUUCAAGUGGAGUACUUGCUCAGAAGACUGGACUGAGGCAACAACAAAAUAAACAAUAUGGCUUUGGUAGUAGAGUAGAAAGGUUUUUGAAUGUUCUUUGGUUUUUUUUUUUACUUUACAAUAUUUCUAAACGUUGUUACACUAUUAUUCCACUGUACAAAGCGUGCAUGGUCAGUGGUAUUGAAGAAGGGUAAUUAGCCGUUACUCAAACGGUGUCGUUUAUGUACAUACUCUCAAUUGUGGAAACCUGUAUAUGAGUUUUAGUCGCUCUUAUUUGUUUUGGAGAUGUAUUUUUUUGUGUGUUAGUGCCUGUAGAAUGAUAAUUGGCUGCUUAGUGUAGUGGUCACCACUGGUUAUAUGGAGUUUGACUCGUCUCACAUGGAGUCCGACUCCAUCCAUUGUAAAAGUGGAAAUGGGUCACUAGGAGAGAGCCUUCUCGUCAUCCUCCUGUGUUAACUUACAAGGAAAGAGCCUUCUAGUCAUCCUCCUGUGUAAAGGAGAGAACCUUUACGUAUUUUGUUCGGGUAUGUUAACCUUCUUCCUCUGCCUCAUUACCAAAAUUCCUUAUGUGAGGGCCAGAAGAGAUCUAUUUUUCCAUCCUCCUUUUCGAUGGGGAGAAUUUGCCCACCAUUAUUUUAGGUCUCUAUAUUGUGAUGUUGCUGAGUUGUAAUAUCAUACGCAAUUGUAUUAGCAAUCUUGUUUUAGUGGAAUUGUUUCUAGUCUAGGUCCUGAGGAUGUAGGUUGUUACCAAACCCCGUUAACAAAUCUCUGCUUUUAUG
Molecule: messenger RNA, 1966 nt
Organism: Arabidopsis thaliana (thale cress)
Lineage: Eukaryota; Viridiplantae; Streptophyta; Magnoliopsida; Brassicales; Brassicaceae
Gene: CM1
Product: chorismate mutase 1
Exons: 6
Coding region: 201-1223 (340 amino acids)
Biological process (GO): chorismate metabolic process; prephenate(2-) biosynthetic process; cellular oxidant detoxification
Cellular component (GO): chloroplast
Molecular function (GO): chorismate mutase activity; protein homodimerization activity
Source: RefSeq, marked reviewed